Achroia grisella is the source of this 2943-nucleotide messenger RNA. RefSeq lists its product as uncharacterized. The transcript has 13 exons. NCBI's taxonomy places the organism in Eukaryota, Metazoa, Arthropoda, Insecta, Lepidoptera, Pyralidae. Bases 1 to 2526 code for a protein of 841 amino acids. The record is from RefSeq and is a predicted model, not a curated record.
AUGGAUAAAAAGGUUUUUUAUUCAGUUUUGUUUUUAUUAACACUGGCCGAAUGCACACGAUAUAAACAGCGCUAUAAUAUAAGCGAGAGGAUUUCGAAAAAAGAAUCCCGUUUGAAAAUAGAAAAGAGCUUGCAUCCACGAGGAAACGUUUUGGAAAACCUUUUUAAUGUAUACGACCCAUCUUUUUUGUCUGUGGUCUGGCCAAAAAUAUCUAAUGGUGUACAUUUAACAGCGGAAGAAAGUUGCUGGAACGAUUUGAGUGUGUUUUUUAGAGAUCUGGCAGAAAGUCGCUCGUGGGCACUAAGCGUGGCGGAUGCAUCUGGUCGUUAUCAGGGCGGAGGGUUUGCUGGUAACAACUAUUGGCUCGGCUCCAAACGACAGUGCUUGCAAUUGGAUAAUGAAGUUAAAAGUGACAAUAAUAACAAUGACUAUGAUUUUAUGGGCCCCGCCGUUGGACUUCGCAGAGAAAACUACCACAACAGAGAUCAUGAAUGGCGAUUGGAAACAACCAAACCGGCGAUAUCGUCAGACAACCCUCCACUCCAUGUAGGAUAUAAUGUAGCGAGGGUCCUACUGACUAUCAUGAAUGUACCAAUACCUCAGUCAUUUGAUAUUAAAUUAGGAUUAUGUUUACCACGUACCUGUUCUAAAAAAGACGUAUCAUCUCUGUUGACAUUUUCUAUAAUGCUUAACGAUAAUUUAAAAUCAAACAAGACUGUGCCUCGAAUAGCGAAAGUUGCAUCGCUCAGACAAGUGACAGAAUAUUAUAAUAUGAAACAAGACCUUGGAGCAAUACUGUUGUUGUGCGUCACACUGUUUCUACUAUUACUAUCUAUAACUGCCACAGUAAUAGAAAUUAAUAUUCUAAAAUGCAAAGGCGGAGCCAGAUCUAUUAGUUUCGAUUUACAAAAAUACAACAAUACAGACACCAUGAACAAACAUGAUAAAGACAACAAAUUGCAAAUAGAUGAAAGAAAAGACUCGGAUAUGGUAGACAAUGAAAUAUUAGCCAAAAACAAUAUUAAUCAUAGAAACAAUAUAAAUUUGAUUGGGCUGCAGAACUUUAAUACAAAUAUAACUCCCUCGAUUACGCUAGACGUAGUAGGUGUGGAGAGAGCGACGGGAAGCUGCACAAGAUGUGGCAAGUACAGAAGACAGUGUACUAAUCCGAAGCAAGUAAAUAACUUAACUGCUUGUCCACGAGUCAAAUAUAGCUCCGUGGCGAGUCUGAGUACAGAAGAAAAGAAAGGGCGUUUGAUAAAGAGACUACUGUUUUGUUUCUCUUUAAGAUAUAGUUGGAGUCGAAUUUUUAACACAAACAUGGCUAAUAAAGAUCUGUCAGUAAUACACGUUUGGAGGGUUGUAGCAACGCUUUGGCUAAUAUUCGUGCACGUCUCUGUUAUAGUGGAUUAUGUUUCAGCUAAUUCUGGUGGUGUAAAAGAAGCAGGAAAUAUUUACAAUAUACUAAAUACGGGAACUAUGACUUUCGAUACCUUAUUUUUAGUUAGUGGUUUGUUCAGUUCUCAUCAUUUCUUUUAUCUGAAAAGUCAUUACACAGUAGAGGAGCUGGUAGGUUUUAAUGGUAUCUGGGGUCAUAUACUUCAAUAUGUCUGCUUUAUCACAAACAGAGCAGUGAGGUUAUUACCAUCAUAUGCUUACACGAUAUUUCUAUCCGCCGUGAUAGCGCGAGCAUCCCGGGGUACAUCAUCAUUGGUACUGCCUGAUGGUGAUCACCAAAAUUGCGAGUCUUACUGGUGGCGGAAUAUUCUGUAUGUCACCACUUUUUAUCCCGCCGAGGAAAGGUGCAUGCAAGUAUCUUGGUACCUGUCUACUGAGAGUCAGCUGCACGUGGUUGGUGCUCUGGUGUGCGCGCUGGGUGCAAGUCGCCGCAGCCGCCUGCUGGUAGCUCUCGCGCUCGCAGCUUUACUCGCUACCACUGCCGCUGACGUCACCGAUGCCUACACUGAAUACUCACACAUUCGAUCUGGAGCUUACAACAUUUAUUCGGCAUUAAUAGAACGUCCAUGGGCUAGAGUGGUACCUUAUUUCGUUGGAGUUGCCAUUGGAUGGUUGACACAUAAGAUGCAAGGUUCUUUAAGAAUUUCGAAGGUAGCGUGGUGGUGUAUAGGCAGUGCAUCAACUGCAUCGUUGGCGGCAGCUGCAACCUUGGUAACAGCGCGUGGCUGGCCCAGCGCCGGUCUUCAUGUUUGCUGGCCUGUAGCACUUUUAGCACCUGCGCUUCUGGCUGCUUCAAAACGGGCCGCGGUAAUUCGUCGUGUGGUGGACAGUAGUAUGAUGGCGGCACUGAGUCGUCUCAGCUACGGCAUGGUGCUGCUGCACGGGCUGGUGGCCCGCGGUCUCCUCCUUCAAACGGACGCUCCGCUCUGUUCGCAUACGCUCUGCAUUUGGUCAUACUUCGCGGGUACUGCUUCACUGACCCUGGUUGCGUCUUUCGUUCUCGCUCUGCUGGUGGAGAUGCCCUUCUGCAGCGUUUUAAGAAGACUGUCGGAUUAUGCUAACACCUGAAUUUAUUUAUGUUACUAUUAUAUUCGCAUUUAUACCAUAUUGCAUUACUUUUUUUACAUGUUUUGUGAGGUAUAUACAGGUAUUACAAUUUACGUAAACUAUACUAUAGUUUGUUUUUUUUAUUUCAGAGACAAAUUUGAGUAAUGUUGCCAGCUUUUGGCGAUUCUUAAAUAGUAUUGUGGCACUAUCCGAAAUUAAUAUUAGUUACCCAUUUUUAUUGCUAAUUAGUCUCUAAGAUUAAAAAAACAGAUUAUAGGUUAAGUAUCAGGAAUUUAUGGCAAUUACACUGAUUCAAAGGACUUCUAUCCAGAUCCUUAAAACAUAUUAAUUAAAAAAAAAACAAUUAUUUGUCAGCUCUCAGGUGUUGCCAUUAUUGAGGAUUAAGUUAUGCUUCCAUAUUGAUAUUCCAGAGUAACU